UGAAAAGUGACAUUCCACAUAAAUGUAUGUGCAUACAUGGAUUUUGAUGUGUGACGUUUGAUUGCUCGACUUGAAAUAUGUUAUUUUGCUUUUCUACAGCCUGAUAUCGCGUGUUAUUAUCUAUUAUCUGAGGCCUCAUUUUAGGUUUUUUUCACUCCAAUCUUGUUUCGUUGUUUUGUAAAAUCCUGAAUUCACAAUGGAGAGCAUAUUUCAUGAGAAGCAAGAAGGAUACCUUUGUGCACAGCAUUGUCUCAAUGCUCUUCUGCAGGGUCCGUACUUUAACGCUGUAGAUCUUGCAAAUUUGGCAUGUCAGAUGGACGAGGAGGAACGUCUCAAAAUGGCUGAAUCAGGCAUUGACAGUGAGGAGUAUCAGUUGUUUCUGAGGCAACCAUCAGGAAACAUGGAUGACAGUGGGUAUUUUUCAGUGCAAGUCAUAAGCAGCGCUCUUGAAGUGUGGGGUCUUGAAUUAAUUCCUUAUAACAGCACUGAAGCAACAGCCCUAAUGGCCCAGAAAGACCCUUCAGACAUGAAAGCAUAUAUUUGUAACUACAAAGGCCACUGGUUCACUAUUAGAAAACUUGGAACACAAUGGUUCAACUUGAAUUCAAUGUUGAGCGGACCGCAACUUAUAUCGAACACAUAUUUGGCUAUGUACCUAGCACAGCUGAUGCAGGAGGGUUACUCAAUUUUCAUUGUUAUUGGUACUUUACCCGAAUGUUUGGCGGAGGAGGUAAUUAGGGAAAAUCCAAUAACAGCAACACCGAGAGUAAAAGCGAGCUCAAAUGAUUGUGUAGGAACUAGUGGUGUGGGAUAUCGUUUAGGCACAAAAGAGGAGGAGUACGAAGCUCAAAUUUUGAAAGCCGCUUUAGCCCUAGGAGAAGUUAAAGUACCAAAUUCAUGCAAUCGUCUAACUUCAACGUCGUCAAUGGCAACAGCAACCAGUAGAACAAGCCAUCAAAAUCAUUCAGAUAUUGCGUCAGAAACUGAAAAACCAAGAGAAAGAAUAAUACCAAUCAAAAUCAACGGACGCCAUCUACCUGCGUUAGAAGAGGAGGAAGAUGCAGACUUACAAAGAGCACUGAAGUUGAGCUUACUAGAUAAUAAUGGGGGUGUUGGUGAAUCUUCGAAUCUUAGAUUGGACCCCAGUAAUGAUAAGGCAGACAAAUAUUUACCUAAUUCCAAUGAGGAUACAGAUGAAGACGAGGAUUUGAGAAGGGCCUUGCAAUUGAGUCUAGAAUGCAUGACCACACCAUCCACUCCUGAUGCUGACGAAUUACGCUGGCGUCGAUUAGCCUUCUUAGGAAUAAAUAAAAGCGAUUCUACCCGGAAGUUGAAUACGUAAGAAUAAUUCUGUAAAUUUUUUUUUUUUUUUUUGCUUUUUUUAAAAUUAAUUCGUUAUCUAUGGAAAUUCAAUAUGUAAAGUAUAAUUAACUAAUGAACCAAGUGGAGUGAACUUGUCACCUUUUAUAACUAAUAAACUAAUAAAGCUAAUAAAGUUUAUUACGUUAUAGUUGAAUCGCGUUUUUUUAAUUUAUUUAUUCUAGAUUUUUUUAACAAUUCUAACUCAAACACGUUUAUCGUAAUAAUGAACAAUUCUGAAUAGACGCUUAAGGCGAAGCCUUGUGUGGAAAAUAAUGCCAGAAGGUGAUUCAUGCAAUUAGUUGAAUUCUAUAACAGGAAUACAUCUUCUGACAUUAAUACUAGGUG
Molecule: messenger RNA, 1707 nt
Organism: Diprion similis
Lineage: Eukaryota; Metazoa; Arthropoda; Insecta; Hymenoptera; Diprionidae
Product: ataxin-3-like
Exons: 5
Coding region: 197-1342 (381 amino acids)
Biological process (GO): protein deubiquitination
Cellular component (GO): nucleus
Molecular function (GO): cysteine-type deubiquitinase activity
Source: RefSeq, a predicted model, not a curated record